AUGUCUAGUUCCAAGCCUGACGAAGAUGGCGGCGGUGCCACUGAAGGUACAGGGCCCUUGCCUUCUCGUCCAAAGGAAGGUGUUGUGGUUCACGAGGCCUGGGACUCUGAGUAUGAGGAGAAAGCACGCCGAAUCGCUGAAAGCGAUCUCAAUCAGAGACAAAAACAGAAUUACAAGGGAUUUAUGCUUCUUUGGGCUGCAUGGCAAAGCACUGGUGUCAUUUACGGAGACAUUGGUACAAGCCCUCUCUAUGUGUACAGUUCGACCUUCACCUCCCAGCCGUCAUGGGAUGACCUGGUCGGCGCUUUGUCUAUUAUCAUUUGGUCCCUCAUCAUCAUCGUGUCCAUCAAAUAUUCUUUAAUCGUUCUCCGUGCCGAUGAUGAUGGGCAGGGUGGCACCUUUGCUCUGUACUCGCUUCUUGCCCGCUAUGCCAACAUUGUCCGCCGCGAUCCCAAUGUCUCAGGAUUGGUCCGACUCGAGCGUCAGUUGACGACUGAUUUGAAGCCUUCAGCAAGGACUGUCAGACACUUCCUCGAGCACAGUCGCAUUACUCAAAGAGCCCUCAAGGUUCUGGGGGUGCUUGGCGUCUCCAUGGUGAUGGCUGACGGUGUACUUACUCCCGCCCAAUCUGUGCUUGGUGCCAUCCAGGGAAUCAGAGUAACCAACCCCGAGCUCCCAACAGGUGCCAUAGUUGGCAUCUCAUGCGCUAUCCUCGUGGUCCUCUUCCUGAUUCAGCCCCUCGGCACCUCCAAAGUUGGCACGACGUUUGCCCCCAUCGUCGUCAUCUGGCUCUUGUUCAACCUCAGCUGUGGCAUAUACAACCUAGUACUGUAUGACUACACUGUCCUCAAAGCCUUCAGUCCACACUACGCAUUCAUAUACCUGAUUCGAAAUGGUCGCGCGGGAUGGGAGUCUCUGGGUGGCCUUCUUCUGGCUUUUACUGGUGUCGAGGCCCUCUUCGCGGACCUUGGUGCUUUUGGAAAACGUGGCAUCCAACUCUCCUGGCUAUGUCUGGCUUUGCCCUGUCUGCUUCUCGCCUACAUUGGCCAGGCAGCGUAUAUCUCCGUGGAUUCCACCCAGGAGGCCUAUACCAACCCCUUUUUCAACAGCCUCCCUCCCGGAAGUCUCUACUUCGGCCUCGUCAUUGCUGUCCUGGCUGCCAUUGUAGCAAGUCAAGCAAUGAUUACCAGCUCGUUCCAAUUAUUGUCGCAGAUUAUGAGACUGAGCUACUUUCCUCAUAUCAAAACCAUCCACACCAGUGCCAGGUUCCAUGAGCAAGUUUACAUACCUAUGGCAAACUGGCUGUUGAUGAUUGGAACGGUUAUCGUCACUGCCGUUUACAACAAUACCACAAGUCUGGGCAAUGCUUAUGGAGUAUGUGUGAUCAUUGUCAUGAUGAUAACAACUUGCAUGAUCUCCCUCGUCGCAUCAAUCAUUUGGCAUGUCCCCUCACCAAUCGUCCUCUUCCUCUUCCUUUUCUUCGCAGCUUACGAGGGUGCUUACACCUCCUCGGCUCUUCGCAAGGUCCCUGAAGGUGCCUGGUUCACCCUUGUCUUGGCGGCCGUCCUUUCCAGCGUGUUUGUUCUUUGGCGCUGGGGGAAAGAGCGCCAGUGGUCCGCGGAAGGCGAGGAUAGAGUCGAGACUCAAGAUUUGCUACAACUUCCAGGUUCAUCUUCGGGCGAGUCGACAACAAGAGAGGUCGACGCUCGACUACAGAUGAAGCUGACACCUAUGUUUGGCGAAGGUCUCGUCUCGACUGCCCCCGGCUUGGGGAUAUUUUUUGACAAGGUCGGCACUAGAGGAAACAUGAUCCCAAAGGUGUUUACACAAUUUAUCCGCAAGUUCAAGUCAAGGCCAGAGGUCAUCAUCUUCUUCCACAUGCGGCCACUCUCCGUCCCCUUUGUACCAGUUGAAGAACGAUUCGUCAUUACCCGAGCAACUUCGCAUAUUCCCUCCUCGUACCGUGUAACUCUUCGUCAUGGCUACUUGGAUGACGUCCUCACGCCAGAUCUUGGCUCUAUCGUUGUUGACGAGAUAGCUCGUUUCCUACAGACCGCCGCGGCCAGCGUUGGGACUAGCUCAAACCAGCCAUCGAAUGGUCUUGAUGAAGAGCUGAGGGCGCUCCAGAGGGCCCAAAAUGACCAAACUGUGUACGUGCUAGGCAAGCAAGUCAUGCGCAUCAAGCGGACAAGUGGCAAUAUUAUACGGCGCCUGAUGAGGAAGAUCUUUCUAACCGCAUUCCUCUGGAUUCGCGAGAACUCGAGAGCGAAACUCGCCGAUCUCGAUAUGGAUUACAAUAAUCUAGUAGAGGUUGGGUUUGUGAUGGAGAUUUGA
Clonostachys byssicola is the source of this 2334-nucleotide messenger RNA. NCBI's taxonomy places the organism in Eukaryota, Fungi, Ascomycota, Sordariomycetes, Hypocreales, Bionectriaceae. The record is from the annotation of a GenBank genome assembly.